Molecule: messenger RNA, 1249 nt
Organism: Galeopterus variegatus (Sunda flying lemur)
Lineage: Eukaryota; Metazoa; Chordata; Mammalia; Dermoptera; Cynocephalidae
Gene: CLIC1
Product: chloride intracellular channel 1
Exons: 6
Coding region: 264-989 (241 amino acids)
Source: RefSeq, a predicted model, not a curated record
GUUCAGGGUGGGGCCGGUUGGUGAGUCAGCUGCUCUGCGAUCCAGCCCAGGAGGGGACUAAACUGGAGGAGCUAGGUGUGGAGUGCGCUGGGCUAGUGGGGAGGCCGUGUCUGGAGUGAGUGAGUCUGACUGGGCUUGUGUUGCGCUGAAGGGACAGCCCUAGGUCUGAGGGAGAGAAUCCCUGACUGUGAGACCCGCCUUCCCUGGCCCCAGCCCCUCCCAGUUCCCCCAGUGACGGCGGCUUCCUGGUCCCUGAGACAACCAUGGCUGAAGAACAACCACAGGUCGAAUUGUUCGUGAAGGCUGGCAGUGAUGGGGCCAAGAUUGGGAACUGCCCCUUCUCCCAGAGACUGUUCAUGGUGCUCUGGCUCAAGGGAGUCACCUUCAACGUCACCACCGUUGAUACCAAGAGGCGGACAGAGACAGUGCAAAAGCUGUGCCCAGGAGGGCAGCUCCCAUUCCUGUUGUAUGGCACCGAAGUGCACACAGACACCAACAAGAUUGAGGAAUUUCUGGAGGCAGUGCUGUGCCCUCCCAGGUACCCCAAGCUGGCAGCUCUGAACCCUGAGUCCAACACGGCUGGGCUGGACGUAUUUGCCAAAUUUUCUGCCUACAUCAAGAAUUCAAACCCAGCACUCAAUGACAAUCUGGAGAAGGGGCUCCUGAAAGCACUGAAGGUUUUAGACAAUUACUUGACAUCUCCUCUCCCAGAAGAAGUGGAUGAGACCAGUGCUGAAGAUGAAGGCAUUUCUCAGAGGAAGUUUCUGGAUGGCAAUGAGCUCACUCUGGCUGACUGCAACCUAUUGCCAAAACUCCACAUAGUACAGGUGGUGUGUAAGAAGUACCGGGGAUUUACCAUCCCAGAGGCCUUUCGGGGAGUGCACCGGUACUUGAGCAAUGCCUAUGCUCGGGAAGAAUUUGCCUCCACCUGUCCAGAUGAUGAGGAGAUAGAACUGGCCUAUGAGCAAGUGGCCAAGGCCCUCAAAUAAGCAUCUCCUGGGGAUCCCUCACCUCCCUCCAUCUUCUCCACAAAGGCCCUUGGUGGUUUCCACAUUGCUACCUAAAGGACACACUCCAAAAUGGCCAGUUGGCAGGGAAUCCUGGAGCACUUGUGCAGAGGGGGGCUGGGAGGUGGGGGGAUGAGGGAAAAGGAUAGGGGACCUGGGUGAGAUUUUUAUUGUGGGGUGGGGUGGGUAGGACAAUGUAUUUCAGUAAUAAAAUACAGAAUGAAAAUCAAGUGUUGUAUUUA